UCGAAGUGUUUGGGCCGCUCAGCAGGCUCAAGCAGCGUAGUGAAGUCGCGUCAGCAUUUUAAACAUUUCCCGGGCCGAGGUCGGGGCCGCGGCCGCGCGGAGCUUUCGCUGGAUCGCACAUAAUGCAAAAGUAAUUAUUAAGCGCGUUUCGGCUAAUCGGCGGGCGCGAGGCGUGGAUUAAGGUUCUCGCUUGCAUGCACGUGCGGAAGACCAGCGGUCCCAGCUCCCACAACUUCUGUCCACACGCAUAACAUAUACUCUUACAUUUCCACAUCAUGUUUCCACAUUCUAUGCGUUUGCUGCAACGCUUUUUCGGUGGACGCGCUUUUGGUAGACCUGCUGCGAUACUGUUGCUUGCUUGACUUUAUAUGUUCACACGUACAGCUAACCUCAGACGACAAUAAUAGGCAGUCCGUUGUACUCCGCAACGUGAGCGUCGCCAAGCAUGGCCGCUCAAUCUAGUGGUGGUUCCGCUCGGCGCCGAUCCACAAGCUCUAGCUCAAGUUCUUCUAUGUCUUCAUCGCCACCUGACUCUGGAGGCUGGUCACCUGGCCCGUCACUGAGCGGCCGCGCGCCUGGCACCAACACCCCGCCACUUCCCCCCGGCUCGCUUGGCCCUGCUUCCUCUUCGCGGAUGCUAGCGUCUGGUGAGUGUGUUGCGGCUCACAGCUUCGUUUAUGGGCUACAUUUAAACAAUGUUAUUGUCACAUAGGCGGACCGAGCCAGGCGCUGGCAGCCUUGCAGCAACGCGGACUGCGCAGUAUGAGACUGCGCAGUAUGAUGGCGAAUAUGUCCGGCGAUAGCCCUCUGCCAGGUCCGCCGCCCUCACCUCACACGGCUCCCAGCCCCUUUCCCGACAGCCCUCGAGGUGCUCCCAUGUCAAGGGCGGCCGCUGCAGCUACAGCAGCGGUUGCGAGCUGGAAUGUGGAGGAUAUGGACCUAGACAGUCAUACGGACUCAGAUGACGAGAGCGCCUCAGGAUGGAAACCAGCGAAGUUCUUCAGGAUCUUCGGGCCAUUUGGCGCCUUCUUGCAGAGCACCAGCAACAGCAAACAGCUGCACAAGCCGCAAGUGGUGGUGGUGGUGGUGGUGGUAGUGGUAGUGGUGGCGGUGGUGGUGGUGGUGGGCGAGCAGCAUUAACAGCGGAGCAGGUGGCAAUCGUACGUGCUGCUUAUGCCACAGCAGUG
Chlamydomonas reinhardtii is the source of this 1187-nucleotide messenger RNA. RefSeq lists its product as uncharacterized. The transcript is spliced from 4 exons. Lineage: Eukaryota; Viridiplantae; Chlorophyta; Chlorophyceae; Chlamydomonadales; Chlamydomonadaceae. The record is from RefSeq and is a predicted model, not a curated record. The coding region runs from base 790 to 1140 and encodes 116 amino acids.